GCCUAAGGCGCCGGCCGGGUGUGCUGCGCGGCCCGCCUACCCACCUUCAUCCAACGGCGCCGGCCUCGCACCCGCGCUUGGCUCCGAGCAGCGUCCACCCGUCGGCCCCUUUGUCUCACCGCCCCCAGACCUGGCCCGCUGCUCCCGGCGGGAUCCGUCAGCCUCGCGUAAUCGGCGCCCCCGAGAAGGCCCGGGGAGGAGGCGCGGCCCGGGAGGCGGGGACCGGGCGGGCCGCAGGCGCUCCACUCCCGGAAACGUGUGGUUCUCCGGCUCCGCGGCGCGGAUCCGCGCGGCAGCGUGAGGUCCAGCAUCCCCGGCGGCUCUUUCAGGAGCAGCGGGAGCGGCACCGGCGCCGGAACAGCGCGACCUCGGCCCGCGCCGCCGCGGCUGGCAAGAUGCAGCCCGUGUAUCCGGAGGUGAAGCCCAACCCGCUGCAGGACGCGAACGUCUGCUCGCGCGUGUUCUUCUGGUGGCUAAACCCCUUGUUUAAAAUUGGUCACAAACGGAGACUAGAAGAAGAUGACAUGUACUCAGUGCUUCCAGAAGAUCGCUCUAAGCACCUUGGAGAAGAGUUACAAGGGUACUGGGAUCAAGAAGUUUUAAAAGCCGAGAAAGACGCACGGGAGCCUUCUUUAACGAAAGCAAUCAUAAAGUGUUACUGGAAAUCCUAUUUAGUUUUGGGAAUUUUUACAUUAAUUGAGGAAGGCACCAAAGUAGUUCAGCCCUUAUUUUUGGGGAAAAUCAUUAAUUAUUUUGAAAACUAUGAUCCCAGCGAUACUGUGGCUUUGCAUGAAGCCUAUGGCCACGCCGCAGUGCUGAGUACCUGCGUGCUCAUCUUGGCCAUCCUGCACCAUUUAUACUUCUACCACGUUCAGUGUGCGGGGAUGCGGUUACGAGUAGCCAUGUGCCAUAUGAUUUACCGCAAGGCACUUCGCCUGAGUAAUGUGGCCAUGGGGAAGACCACCACAGGCCAGAUAGUCAAUCUGCUGUCCAACGAUGUGAACAAGUUUGAUCAGGUAACGAUCUUCUUGCACUUUCUGUGGGCAGGGCCACUGCAGGCUGUGCUAGUGACCGUCCUGCUCUGGAUGGAAGUAGGAAUUUCAUGUCUUGCCGGGAUGGCAAUCCUAAUUAUUCUUCUGCCUUUGCAAAGCUGCAUCGGGAAGUUGUUUUCAUCACUCCGGAGUAAGACCGCAGCUUUCACAGACGUCAGGAUCAGGACCAUGAAUGAAGUGAUAACUGGCAUCAGGAUAAUAAAAAUGUAUGCUUGGGAAAAGUCUUUUGCAGACCUCAUCACCAAUUUGAGAAGGAAGGAAAUUUCUAAGAUUCUGAGAAGUUCGUACCUUAGAGGAAUGAAUUUGGCGUCAUUUUUCACUGCAAGCAAAAUCAUCGUUUUUGUUACCUUCACUGCCUAUGUGCUCCUUGGUAACAUGAUCACAGCCAGCCGCGUGUUUGUGGCGGUGACGCUGUACGGGGCUGUGCGGUUGACGGUCACCCUCUUCUUCCCUUCGGCCAUUGAGAAGGUGUCAGAGGCCGUCGUCAGCAUCCGAAGAAUCAAGAACUUUCUGUUACUUGAUGAGAUCUCACAGUGCAACCCUCCGCUGCUGUCAGAUGGUAAAACGAUUGUGCACGUGCAAGAUUUCACUGCUUUUUGGGAAAAGGCAUCAGAAACCCCAACCCUACGAGGCCUUUCCUUUACCGUCAGACCCGGUGAACUGUUAGCUGUGGUCGGACCUGUGGGAGCAGGAAAGUCCUCACUGUUGAGUGCGGUGCUGGGGGAGCUGCCCCCGAGCCAGGGGCUGGUCAGCGUGCACGGAAGGAUCGCAUAUGUUUCUCAGCAGCCCUGGGUGUUUUCGGGAACUGUGAGGAGCAAUAUUUUAUUUGGGAAGAAGUAUGAAAAGGAACGAUAUGAAAAAGUAAUAAAGGCUUGUGCUUUGAAAAAGGAUUUACAGCUCUUGGAGGAUGGAGAUCUCACUGUGAUAGGAGACCGGGGAACCACCCUAAGUGGAGGCCAGAAAGCCCGCGUCAACCUCGCAAGAGCAGUGUAUCAGGAUGCAGACAUCUACCUCCUGGACGAUCCGCUCAGCGCAGUGGAUGCGGAAGUCAGCAGGCACUUGUUCGAACUGUGUAUUUGUCAAGCCCUGCAUGGGAAGAUCACAAUCUUAGUGACUCAUCAGUUGCAGUACCUAAAAGCUGCAAGCCAGAUUCUGAUACUGAAAGAUGGCGAAAUGGUGCAAAAGGGAACUUACACUGAGUUCUUGAAAUCCGGGGUAGAUUUCGGGUCUAUUUUGAAGAAGGAGAAUGAAGAGGCUGAAGCCUCCACAGCCCCCGGAACUCCCACUCUGAGGAAUCGGACGUUUUCCGAGGCUUCGAUUUGGUCUCAGCAGUCUUCCAGGCCCUCGUUGAAAGAUGGCGCUCCGGAGGGCCCGGAUACUGAGGAUAUACAAGUUACACUGCCAGAGGAGAGCCGUUCGGAAGGAAAAGUUGGUUUUAAGGCCUAUAAGAAUUACUUCACAGCUGGGGCACACUGGUUUAUCAUCAUUUUCCUUAUUCUUCUAAACAUUGCAGCACAGGCUUCCUAUGUCCUUCAGGAUUGGUGGCUCUCAUACUGGGCGAAUCAACAAGGAGCCCUGAACAUCACUGUAAAUGGAAAAGGAAACGAAACUGAGAAGCUUGAUCUGAACUGGUACUUGGGGAUUUAUUCAGGUUUAACUGUCGCUACCGUCCUUUUUGGCCUGGCCAGAUCUCUGUUGGUUUUCUACGUCCUAGUUAGUUCUUCACAAACUUUGCACAACAAAAUGUUCGAGUCCAUUCUGAGAGCUCCGGUGUUGUUCUUUGAUAGAAAUCCAAUAGGAAGAAUUUUAAAUCGUUUCUCCAAAGACAUUGGGCACAUGGAUGACUUGCUGCCCCUGACGUUUCUAGACUUCAUCCAGACAUUUCUACAAGUGAUUGGUGUGGUGAGUGUGGCGGUGGCGGUGAUUCCUUGGAUUGCGAUACCCCUGGUUCCCCUUGGCAUCAUUUUCUUUGUUCUUCGGCGAUAUUUCUUAGCGACAUCAAGAGAUGUCAAACGCCUGGAAUCCACAACACGGAGCCCGGUCUUUUCCCACUUGUCAUCUUCUCUACAAGGACUCUGGACCAUUCGCGCAUACAAAGCCGAACAGAGGUUUCAGGAACUGUUCGACGCACACCAGGAUUUGCAUUCAGAGGCUUGGUUCUUGUUUUUGACCACGUCCCGGUGGUUCGCUGUGCGACUGGAUGCCAUCUGUGCCCUCUUUGUCAUCGUCGUUGCCUUUGGGUCCCUGAUCCUGGCAAACACUUUGGAUGCCGGGCGGGUUGGCCUGGCACUGUCCUACGCCCUCACGCUCAUGGGGAUGUUCCAGUGGUGCGUCCGGCAAAGCGCCGAAGUUGAGAAUAUGAUGAUUUCAGUGGAAAGGGUGAUUGAAUAUACAGACCUUGAGAAGGAAGCGCCCUGGGAAAACCAGAAACGCCCGCCACCGUCCUGGCCCCAGGAAGGGGCGAUUGUCUUUGACAAUGUUAACUUCUCGUACAGCUUGGACGGCCCCCUGGUACUGAAGCAUCUGACAGCGCUCAUUAAAUCUAGAGAAAAGGUCGGCAUUGUGGGAAGAACAGGAGCUGGAAAAAGUUCCCUCAUCUCUGCCCUUUUUAGAUUGUCAGAACCUGAAGGUAAAAUUUGGAUUGAUAAGAUCUUGACAACUGAAAUUGGACUUCACGAUUUAAGGAAGAAGAUGUCAAUCAUACCUCAGGAACCUGUUUUAUUCACUGGAACAAUGAGGAAAAAUCUGGAUCCUUUUAAUGAGCAUACGGAUGAGGAGCUGUGGAAUGCUUUAAAAGAGGUACAACUUAAAGAAGCCAUUGAAGAUCUCCCUGGCAAAAUGGAUACUGAAUUAGCAGAAUCAGGAUCGAACUUCAGUGUUGGACAGAGACAACUGGUGUGCCUUGCCAGGGCUAUUCUCAGGAAAAAUCGGAUACUGAUUAUUGAUGAAGCCACAGCAAAUGUGGAUCCAAGAACUGAUGAGUUAAUCCAGAAGACAAUCCGUGAGAAAUUUGCCCAGUGCACUGUGCUAACCAUCGCUCACAGGUUGAACACCAUUAUCGACAGUGACAGGAUAAUGGUUUUGGAUUCAGGGAGACUGAAGGAAUAUGAUGAGCCAUAUAUUUUGCUGCAAAAUAGAGACGGGCUGUUCUACAAGAUGGUGCAACAACUGGGCAAGGCCGAGGCCGCUGCCCUCACUGAAACAGCAAAACAGGUGUACUUCAGAAGGAAUUAUCCGGAUAUUACUCACAAUGGCCCUGUGGUUAUGAACACCUCCAAUGGACAGCCCUCAGCCUUAACAAUUUUUGAGACAGCACUGUGAUUCUACCAUGAUGUCAAGUCUGUUCCAAAGGCAUUUUUUUCCCAAUAGUUUUUGCACUGUGUAAACUGCAUUUUACUUUUUUUUUUACACAAGCAACAAAUAUUUACACAUACAAGAUGUUCAGUUAUUUGAAUUUUUUUCCUCCAACUUCACCCAAUGAUUUCAUACUCUAACAAGAUGAUUUAUUACUUUUAUUUAUAUGUUCUACUUUUUUUUUUCCGUUAUCUACAUCACAGGUGCAGGCCACCAGUAAAAUCUUACCAGGUUUUGUGCCUUAAAGACUCUAGAGCCAAAGUUUAUUUUCUAAGGUGUAAGACAGCUUUGUCAAAGAUGUUUUUUACUGCCCCUUAAGUCACAUAUUCCUUUCCAAUUAUAUCAGGGAUUCUAUUUACUUGAAGACUGUGUGAAGCUGCCAUUGUCUCUCACUACUUUCUUGAACAUAACUAGGACACUAUUCCCUCCCAAAGGCCUGGUUAAAACAGUACAGAAAAAACAAAAAAUACACUGCAGUUUACGUGGCAUUAUAGUAGCGAGAGCCGCCCCUCCCCACCCCCUCAGAAAAGAUAAACGGUUAAAAUACAGGAGGACAAUAUUUAAUUAUGUUUAAAAGAGAUGGAUGAGAAAAUAAUGCUUUCUUAACAUAGGAGCCCUUCCAGGGGAUUUGAUCGUGAAGAACAAACGUGUGAUCAUUGACCGUCUUCUAGAUUUCAUGGCUUUGACAGGCUAACCGUUGACAGUUUCAGACUCGGCUUGGGGAUAAUUUUCAAAAAAGGCCAAGCCACUAACUGUAGUUGCUGACUGUAUCGUGGUGGUUUUAUUUGGAUUUCUGUUUCCCUGAUGGUUGACCCUCUGCUGCCUUUUGGGUUAGCAUUCAUUGAAAUCCUUUCUAAAUCACAUGCUCAGGCUCUCCUGACUUGGUGAGAAAGAGAGAAAAUCACUGCAGACGGUGGCUGUGAUUACACAGCGUGUUCUCAGGAUGCGUCAAGAAGAGUCACUUCCGUGAGCCCAGGACAGUUUACUUCUGACCACUAAUAGGACUCUGUUUAGAUCUUUCUAAUCACUAGUUCAGCAAACCACAAGACUUCCUCGCGCCUCCUGUGCUUUAUUUGAACCACGGCCCCUUAGUUUUUCUCGAUGGUCAUGGCUGUUUUGUGUUGAGUUCAAGUUACUCAAGGUUUUACCGUCGUGGUUUUAAGUGGACCUUCGUGACGUCUCACAAUGAGGUUUAACUGCCUUCAAAUUGCAUAUGUUAAUACAUAUGCCUUCUGAUAGUGGGUUUUUGGUCUGUAACAGAGAAAAGGAUGUUUUAUAGAAUCAAGCCUUAAAAUGCACACACACAGCAAACCACCAAAAUACAUUGGGUGCAGUAGCAGUUUGACCCUUUGUGUUAAAAAUAAUAUGGUUAAUGUUUAAAGUUGUGUGGUUGUCAUGGUUCCUAUUUCAGAUGACUGAAAUGGCUACAAGGAUAAUGAUGAGGUUUGUUAAAACUGGAAAUAUUUGAAAUGAAAAUGUGUUCAUUUUGUCUUUAGUGGUUAAAGGCAGUUAAAUAUGUUUCUGCUUUAUUUCUGUUUUAAUGUCAUUAUAGAAUUUUUUAAUAAAACAAAGUUCAAUGGAAAUAAA
This is a messenger RNA of Vicugna pacos (alpaca), 5993 nucleotides long. RefSeq names its product ATP binding cassette subfamily C member 4 (PEL blood group) (gene ABCC4). Gene Ontology annotation, cellular component: plasma membrane. The record is from RefSeq and is a predicted model, not a curated record. Gene Ontology annotation, biological process: transmembrane transport. Gene Ontology annotation, molecular function: ATP hydrolysis activity; ATP binding; ABC-type transporter activity. NCBI's taxonomy places the organism in Eukaryota, Metazoa, Chordata, Mammalia, Artiodactyla, Camelidae.